Carassius carassius (crucian carp) is the source of this 1075-nucleotide messenger RNA. RefSeq names its product signal-induced proliferation-associated 1-like protein 1. NCBI's taxonomy places the organism in Eukaryota, Metazoa, Chordata, Actinopteri, Cypriniformes, Cyprinidae. The record is from RefSeq and is a predicted model, not a curated record. Bases 85 to 507 code for a protein of 140 amino acids. The transcript has 4 exons.
UGUCUUUUCCUAGAAUGUGGAGGAUCGCCUGAGCAGGCUGAAUCUGACCUGUGGGGCAGAAACCAGCAUCCUGAUCCUGAACUCAUGCCCCUGCCAAGCACAGCAACAUGUCAUCUAGACUGGAGUAGUUUAGUUCAAGCAGCCCAAGAAUAUGAGACACAAAGGAUGGCAACCCUUUUGUCAGAAAGGAGUCCUGUAUCAAGCAGACCAGACACACCUUCCCAUGGAACCUACCAGAUCCACCAAUCCAGCACCUAUUGUAGUGGAGAAGAUAUAGCCAGUGACGUAUUCAUUGACUUUCCUGACCAUCUCUCUCACCUGGAAGGGAUGCUUAGUCGACUGAGCAGUGAUCUGCUGAAGGAGAAGAGAGACAAGGUGGAUCUUCUGGCAGAGGUGUUGAAGCUACGCAUUAGCAACCAGCAUCUGAAAGAAGAGUCCCUCUGUGCAGUUGCACAACUACACAAAAUAAGCAAAAUUUUAAAUAAGACACCUGGAGGGAUGGAGUAAUGCAGGGUUGCAAGCAAAAAGACUACAAAUCGUGAUAUCGCCAGAUAUUCUUUCAUGUUUGCAUUUUCUGCACUGAUCUGGGAAGUCAAAAUCUGCUGUUCUGAACUCUUCUGUUGGCACAGGUCUCACACGAGUUUGAAAACCCAAACAAACUGAACUCAGUCAAGGUUUAUUAACAGCACAGUACAAACCAGAACAACUUUCAUAAGGUUGGUAACUCUCACGGGAAACGUAUCACAGCUCCUCUAUCUAUCUGAAUAAUUAGGUUAAGGCUAUAAAAAAGCUAUAAACCAGCUUAAUAUAAAACAUUAUAAUAAAUAUAUAAAUAUAUAUACAAAGACAAACACUUAACAAUUGCCAUAUAUUAUAAAUAAGUAAUAAAAUCAGAAUGUUUAAUCUAACAAUGUUAAGUCACAAUGAAAAAUGCUGAAAACAAUAUACAUAUAAAUAUGCUCUCUGAUGAUUAAAAACUGCAGAACAAUUAAAAAAUAUACUUAACACACAAUAAAUGAGUUCGUUUAAAAUCCCUGAGAUGCAAUUGUGUAAAAUCACAACAGUGAUUAACCUU